AUGGGAAAUAAUUGUUGCAAAAGUAGUAUUCGUUAUGCAGAUAUGCUUCAUGAAAUUCAAAUUUUUAAUUUUAAUGACUCUAAAUAAGAAUUUCCACUUGAAUAGCGUAUGAUAAGAGAACUUAUGCUUGACACAAAAACCGUUUACCAAUUAUAAAUAUGCUUGAAAAAAUUUUUACUUGAGAAUGCAUUAUUAAUAAAAGAAUAGAAGAUUUAAGUAUAAGACAAAGGAAUAAUUUCAAGAAUCUCAGCACCACCAUUAUUAGAUUAAGUUUGGCAAAUGGCAAUAUUAUAUUCAUAAAAUUACAUUACAAUUUGUAAAAAGCUUGUAGGAUAUAUAAUUGACAGAGAAUACAAUCAACAGAAUUUGCAUUACAAAAUUCUGUAAAAGAUGUUACCUGAAUAUGAUGAUAAAAUGUAUUCAAUAGAAUCAGAAUUUAUCAUUUGGGUAAAUUAAUAUGUAUUAGAAUAAGUAAUAAGGGAUAUUCAUGAUUCUAUAGUGAAUGAAGAAACAAUUACUUUUGAAUUUAUAUUAAAUCUUAUGAUGUAGAUAAAAUUGAAUUUAUGUAAGAAAGAAACAUAAAAAUUUUAAACAAAAUAAAUCUGCGAUAAGAAUAUUGACUUAUUAUUCAAGAAAAUACAACAAUUUAUACCUCGUGAUUUAGAAUUAAUAAUGAUGCAUAAAUAUUGCUUAAGUUAACAAUUAGCAAAAUAAUAUAUUUAUGAAUAUUGUCACUUUAUGACAAUGAUGAAAUAUUCUCAAACUAUUUUAGUUCCUAGUGAAGAAGUUGAUUAAGUUUGGCAUACUCAUUAAUGUAUGACAAAACAAUAUCGUUAGUUUUGUAAUACAAUUUUUGAAAGAUUUAUUUAUCAUAAUCCUGCUAAUUUGGGAAAUUAGAAGACAGUAGAAAAUUUCUAUUUACAAACACUUAUGUUUUAUAAAAAAUUAUUUAAAUAUGAACCAGACUCUUAGAUUUGGCCAUGUUAAGAGGAAAGAUGGAAUCCUUAAAAUUUUUAAGGAUCAUGGCUUAAUUUAUAUAGAUUGUCAAUGAGUAUUAUAUAGUUGGUUUAAGAAAAGCUUGAACCAAUAUCAAAAAAUAUUUUAUUAAAAUAUGAAACUUGGAAGGGAACCAAUGUUUUUAAAGAUCAAACAUAAAUUAAAAUAGUAAAAGCAACAUAGAUGACACAGAAUCCUUUAUAAUUUUAAAAUUAUGAAGUUGGUUGUUACAGUUUAUCCUAAUUAUUGGAGGAUAGAUUUUCAGAAAAUCAGAGAGGAAAUGAGUUGGUUUUCGACGAUGAUGUCAUCAUAAACUCUAUUUAGUGA
Paramecium sonneborni is the source of this 1323-nucleotide messenger RNA. The record is from the annotation of a GenBank genome assembly. Lineage: Eukaryota; Ciliophora; Oligohymenophorea; Peniculida; Parameciidae.